GGACUGGUGGACAGCAUCGACCUGGGUGGGUCACGGCUGUGUGUUGCGGACCGACGGCGGAAUCGAGCAGGACCACAUGGGGACAUGUCAGAAAGUUCUUCAGAUGUGAACACCUUCAGUGCAGGCAGCCUUCCCAAAUCCUACUCGUCCCGCUACUCUGAGCUCGGUGUGGCCCACUUACCUGCUUCUGCGCGCCACGGUUCUGAUUCUGGACUAGGAUCCACACCUCUUCCGUCCAGCCGCUUCCGCUUCGUGUCAUGGCAUCACCUGGCCCACUGCCACCUGACCGGGGACCAGCUCACCUGUCCCAGGGUCCGAGAAGGUCCAAGCGCUGAUGAGCUCUUCGAUGAAGAGGCAGCUGGUGAGCAGAGGAUGAGGACGAGGACGAGGAUGAGGACGAGGACGAGGAGAGAGGAGGAAGGACCGAGUUGGGAGGAGAGAAGACAAGAGAAUUGGGAAAACUGUCGGGAGUUAAAUCUGUCCUACCAGGACCUGGGCGACCCGUUCCAGCGGGAGAACUUCCUCCGCAUCCUGCGCCGCUUGAUCCGCGUGGAGCGACUGCAGCUGGUGGACAAUUCUCUCAGCAACCUGACUUCGGUCCGCCUGCCAAGGUGCAAAGUCCUCAACCUGCAGCGGAACCAGCUGGUGUGUCUGCUCCACCUGCCAAAGCUGCCAGCUGUGGAGCAGCUGUGUCUGGCCGAGAACGCCAUCGCCUCUCUGGGGGGACUGGACACCCUGAGGAACAGUCCUCUGCGCUCCCUCAACCUCGCACUCAACCCCGUCGCCUUCGCUCAGGACUACCGUGCACGUGUUUUCUCCUGCUUGCCAAACCUUGAGAUCCUGGAUGGAAUCCCUAAACUGCCAGAAGACAAUCUCCGCACUGGAUUUCGUUUCCCACAAAUCAGCAGAAUGUGCAACAUUUUGUGACUUUUUUUUGUGCUCCUUUCAUCCAAGUUUUUAACCUUAAACGUGCCACACUGUUGCCAAAGAACUGACCCAACACCCCCAAAACACAGCAGCAUGAUACUGCAGUUUGCCGGGUGACGAAGUAUUGAUUGCCAUGUCUUGUUUAAACAUUUCAUGCCGACAACAACAAAAUGAGAAUAUGCGAUUAUGACGAUCAUAGAUGUAAUAAUUGCUUGUGAGUCUGUCGAGCACAUGGAGGUCACAGGCAGCGACUUCUUAGCACAAAUUGAUUGAAAGCAGUGUGAAAAUAUUAAUUCCACUAUAUAUUUUGGUUUUAAUUCAGUUUCAUAAAUCUAAGAUUAUAAUAUACUGUAUAGUGAAAAAAUGUGUUAAAAGAAAAGUUUUUGAAAAUAAACUAUGAAAAAAAGUUUAUGAUUUAUUUUUCUUACUCUCCAUGUUGUUACAUUUGAUCACUUUUCUAUAAGAAACUUGCACAAGGAAGAAAUGCGUGCAUUGUUGUGUGGCGUUUUUGGAGCAAUUUCAGCAUGAAGAAUAUUGAUAAAGGAGGUGAAUAAAUCUAAAUCCCCUAAAGGCUGCAUAUUCCAUAGUGAUGAUACUGUCCAUGAAUACAUGCCUUAAUGUUAAUCAGAUCUGUUCUCUCAAAUAAGUCCAACAUCUCCAUUCUUUCCGGCUUUAACUCCUUGAAAAAAAAUGGUGUCGUUUUUAUAUACCAAACAAAAAAUGUAUCUGAUUUGAAUUAAAAUAAAAAUAAUGUUAACCCAAAAAUAUUUUUGGUUGCGAUUAAUUUUUAGGAGGUUGGAAAGAAUGUUUUUGGGUGCAUAUGUUUAAUUUUUUUGUGUACGUUUGCAAUUCAACUUCCAUCUUGUGUUGCAAUGGAGAAAAUUGUGUGUCCUU
Nerophis ophidion (straightnose pipefish) is the source of this 1821-nucleotide messenger RNA. RefSeq lists its product as uncharacterized. NCBI's taxonomy places the organism in Eukaryota, Metazoa, Chordata, Actinopteri, Syngnathiformes, Syngnathidae. Bases 85 to 927 code for a protein of 280 amino acids. The record is from RefSeq and is a predicted model, not a curated record. The transcript is spliced from 7 exons.